CCAGGGGCGGACUGACCAUUUGGAAACUUGGGACUGCCCGAGGGCCCGGGGUCAGUAGGGGGCCCCAUGAGAUGCCCCUGGUACCUUUUUCAUAGGCUUUUUUGAGUUUGGGCAAGGACACAGGGGCCCAUGAUCCCCUAUUGCCCGGGGGCCCCAUGAGUUGUCAGUCCGUCCCCCUGGUUUUGCCGCCUAUCAGUGCCGCCUAUCCAUGCCACCUCAUCAGUGCUGCCUAUCAGUGCCCAUCAAUGCUGCCUAUCAGU
This is a messenger RNA of Staurois parvus, 260 nucleotides long. NCBI's taxonomy places the organism in Eukaryota, Metazoa, Chordata, Amphibia, Anura, Ranidae. The record is from the annotation of a GenBank genome assembly.